Messenger RNA from Varanus komodoensis (Komodo dragon), 3106 nucleotides. It is a transcript of the gene MGRN1, whose product is annotated as mahogunin ring finger 1. The transcript has 17 exons. The coding region runs from base 31 to 1764 and encodes 577 amino acids. Gene Ontology annotation, cellular component: early endosome; nucleus; cytoplasm. Gene Ontology annotation, molecular function: ubiquitin protein ligase activity. Gene Ontology annotation, biological process: protein ubiquitination; negative regulation of G protein-coupled receptor signaling pathway; endosome to lysosome transport. The record is from RefSeq and is a predicted model, not a curated record. Lineage: Eukaryota; Metazoa; Chordata; Lepidosauria; Squamata; Varanidae.
UCGCCCGCCGCCGCCGCCGCCGCCCGCGCCAUGGGCUCCCUGCUCAGCCGCCGCAUCGCCGGCGUCGAGGACAUCGACAUCCAGGCCAACUCGGCCUACCGCUACCCGCCCAAGUCCGGGAACUACUUUGCCAGUCACUUUUUCAUGGGGGGCGAGAAGUUUGACACCCCACAUCCUGAGGGGUACCUUUUUGGGGAGAACAUGGAUUUGAACUUCCUUGGCAAUAGGCCCGUCCAGUUUCCUUACGUAACGCCAGCACCCCACGAGCCGGUGAAGACGCUGCGAAGCCUGGUGAACAUCCGUAAGGACUCCCUCCGCCUGGUCAGGUACAAAGAAGACCUGGACAGCCCCACGGAGGAGAGCGGGAGGCAGAAGGCCCUGUACAGCCUCGAGUUCACCUUCGACGCGGAUGCGCGGGUGGCCAUCACCAUCUACUGCCAAGCCGCGGAGGAGUUCGUCAGCGGCAUGGCCGUCUACAGCACGAAGAACCCCUCCCUGCAGUCGGAGACGGUGCACUACAAGCGAGGCGUCAGCCAGCAGUUCUCGCUGCCGUCUUUCAAGAUCGAUUUCUCCACCUGGAAGGAUGACGAGCUGAACUUCGACCUGGACCGAGGCACCUUCCCCGUGGUCAUCCAGGCUGUGGUCGACGAGGGCGACGUUGUCGUGGAAGUGACUGGCCAUGCCCACAUCCUCCUGGCCGCCUUCGAGAAGCACGUCGACGGCAGCUUCUCCGUGAAGCCCCUGAAGCAGAAGCAGAUUGUGGACCGAGUCAGUUACUUGCUGCAGGAGAUUUACGGCAUUGAGAACAAGAACAACCAAGAGACGAAGACGUGUGACGACGAGAACAGCGACAACAGCAGCGAGUGCGUGGUGUGCCUCUCCGACCUGCGGGACACGCUCAUCCUGCCCUGCAGGCACCUCUGCCUGUGCAACUCCUGCGCCGACACGCUGCGCUACCAGGCCAGCAACUGCCCCAUCUGCCGGCUGCCUUUCCGGGCCCUGCUGCAGAUCCGGGCCGUGCGGAAGAAGCCGGGGGCCCUGUCCCCACUCUCCUUCAGCCCCGUCUUGGCGCAGACCCUCGACCAGGACGAGCAUUCGUGCUCGGACAACAUUCCCCCGGGCUACGAGCCCAUCUCCCUGCUGGAGGCGCUGAACGGCCUGCGCUCGGUCUCCCCCUCCAUCCCCUCGGCUCCGCUCUACGACGAGGUCACCUACACGGGCGUCCUGGACGGGCUCCCGCUGUCCGGCAGGCCCCUGGUGGGGCUGGAUCGCGCCGUGGAGGGCAGCCACCCGAAGGGCAAGCGCAGCAAGUCCCCCGACAGCACCCUCCGGUCCCCCUCGUCGCCCAUCCGCGAAGAGGACGAGGAGAAGCUCUCGCAGGACUCUGACCUGCAGCCCCCGCUGACGGGGGCAGAGUUCGCGCUCUGCGAGGGCAGCUCUCCGGAGAGUCUGACAGCAGAAGAAGCCGAGGUGCUGCCCUCGCCGCAGCCCGGUGGCCAGCUGUCCUCCGUCGGGGACAUUGUCCAGGGGAGCAGCACCAGCAGCCCCUGCGAGUCCAAGAGCCCCCCCAAGCCAGAGAGCGAGCUGCCCGCCGACGUCUACCUGCCAGCCGCCGGCCUGCACGCCUGCUCUGUGGGGACGGAAGAGGCGGGCUCUUCCGACUUCGCCGGCACGCUGCUGAGCCGCGGAGGCAGCCGCCCCGGGCAGCCCUUCCUCUUCGGCCAGGCCCACCUCUGCCUGGAAAGCGGGCAGAGCCCCUCCUGAGCACGUGGCUCGGGGCCACAGCCACCGCGGCCUUGGCGGCCUCCGGCGUGCUCCCCGGCAGCUGGACUGCAAGAAGCGCCCCCCCCCGUGAGAGAUCCCUCCUGGAAGCAGGUGGCAUGAAGCAAGACGGACGCCGAGGCUCCCCCUUCGCCGGGCUCCGGCUCGGCCCCCGAAGGACGGACUCGCCCCUCUGUACAGAUCUGCAUGUUUCUGCCAAGCCCCCCCCCCAUCACUGCCACCACACCUGUCCCUGCACCAGGCCUGUGAGAAGGGUGGCCCCCACACGCCCCCCAGCCCUCCCCGGGGCUUCGACGUUUGGGCAGCUUCUCUGCCCUUCCGCCCGGCCCCACAGUCCUUCCUCCUCUCGCGCAGGGGCUUGCACCACGGGCUCACCCCCCACCCUCUGCAGCUGCACCCCAAGAGGAAGGACCCCCCCGGCCCACAUCCAGCACCGUUCCCGCCAGGGACACGCAGGUGGGGGGCGGCGUGGGGGGGGCGGAGCCGAGGCUGGAGGGCCGCCGUGGCCCGCUGCCACCUCCUGGCCCCCUCUGCUUCCCGCCCUCUGCCGGGGCCCCCCCGGGGGCCACCCCGACGCUCCUGCCCCGGCCUUGUCUGCAGCACGGCGGUUCCCCUCCCCUCAGCAGCGCCCCCAGGACUGCCGGGCGACCCGCCUGCGAGUGGCUCUUCCGGCCACAGAUCCAGGCACGCCAACCGCUCCCCAGCCAGGGAGGGGGGCCGCAGGGUGGGAUGGGGCUGGCUGUGGCGGGGAAGAGAAGCCAAGCCGGGAGACGCUGGUCUCCCGUCGUCAUUCCGUGGUGUGGGACUGGGCCUGAGCCACCCUGUGCCUUGCUCUCGCUCACCGGUCGGCAGGGUGUCCCCUCGGCCCCCUCCCCGGGGACCCCCCCCCCGGCUUGCUGCAGGAGGCUUGCUGACUGCCAGCUGCUCCCUGCAGCGCCGGUCUCGCCCCACCUGGCAGGCAGAGCCGGCUGCUUGUCCCCACUGGGCCUCCGUGCUCCCCUCUCCAUCUGUCUGGGGCGGCUGGGCCUUGGGGAAGGGGCCGGGGGGCUCGCCCUCCUGGCCCGGCUGCACAGCCACCGCCAGCACCCGGGCCUGCCCUCGGGGCACGCCCCUGCCCUGCCCUGCCCGCCCUCCACUGCGGGGGGCAGGGGCCGGCCGGCCGCUCCCUGGAUGCCAAGCGGGGCGUGCGGAGCGCCCCCUCGGCCCCCAUGCCGCCUGUGGGGCCGGCGCCGACCUGCCUUACACGGCUGGUGCCAGGAUCACUUUGGUGACGCGUGUGUUCUCUGAGCAUUCGAAAUGUUCCGCAUAAAUACUAGUUGUCGUA